AUGAGUCUCACUGAAAGGUAUGACCCAUGGACAACCUUCUUCUACAACACCCGCGACACAAACGAAGAGGCAGUCGGUCUGUGGAAGAAGACGCUACGUCACCGCGACCAGCCAAUCACUAUUGUAGGAGAGGAUGAGAAUUCCUACGCGGACGACACCCGGGAUGGCCGCUGGAGGAGUCGCGAGCGGGUACCGUCGGCCUCGAGGACGGGCCGGGAUGCUUCCACCAAAGAGUAUUGGAAGCGCGUCAGGUCGCUGUCCAGGGAGAACAAGCAGCGCCAAGAGGCUCGAGAGCGGCAUGCGAAAAGGCUUGAACUCGAGGAGCGCCGACGGAGGGAGCAGAUCCUUGCAGAGAGGAAGAAGGAACGGGAUACCCUGAUGAUGAAGUUCCUGCGCGAGCCCAUCCGCCAGCGACGCGCAGCUCAGGCCGCCGAGAAGGCUGCCUCCAAGCGGGUCAAGCAAGAGAGCGACCAGGACAACGACGGAGGAGAAACGUCAGCAGCUAGUAGUGAAGGAAGGAUACAUAGCAGUCAGUCAGUUCCUGAUCUGGAGGAAGCUCUGAGAAUUGUUCGAGGGGAAGACCAGGCCCUGGAUGUCAGGUGA
This is a messenger RNA of Penaeus chinensis, 603 nucleotides long. Its product is annotated as translation initiation factor IF-2-like. The coding region runs from base 1 to 603 and encodes 200 amino acids. Lineage: Eukaryota; Metazoa; Arthropoda; Malacostraca; Decapoda; Penaeidae. The record is from RefSeq and is a predicted model, not a curated record. The transcript has 3 exons.